UGAUAAAAUUAGCCCUCAAGAACCCAAAUAAGACUCAGAGAAAUCAGCGAUUUUAGAUCUGGAGAGAGAGAGAGAGAGAGAGAGAGAGAGAGAGAGAGAGAUUGCUUUGGCUGGUUUUCUGUCUGAAAUUAACAAAGCAUGGAACGGUAUGAGAUUAUGAAAAAUAUUGGGUCUGGGAAUUUCGGAGUAGCCAAGCUGGUUAAAGAUAAGAGGACCAGAGAACUCUAUGCUGUUAAGCUCAUUGAGAGAGGCCAGAAGAUUGAUGAACACGUGCAGAGGGAAAUCAUGAACCAUCGAUCAUUGAAGCAUCCUAAUAUUGUUAGAUUCAAAGAGGUCCUGCUAACACCAACGCAUUUAGCGAUAGUUAUGGAGUAUGCUGCUGGAGGUGAACUCUUUGAGAGGAUAUGCAGUGCUGGAAGAUUUAGUGAGGAUGAGGCAAGGUUUUUCUUUCAACAACUGAUAUCAGGGGUCAGUUACUGUCAUUCAAUGCAAAUCUGUCAUCGAGAUCUUAAACUUGAGAAUACACUCUUAGAUGGAAGCACAGCACCACGUGUUAAAAUAUGUGAUUUUGGGUACUCAAAGUCAUCUGUGUUGCAUUCACAACCAAAGUCUACUGUAGGGACGCCAGCAUACAUUGCACCUGAGGUCCUGUCUAAGAAAGAGUAUGAUGGAAAGAUUGCAGAUGUUUGGUCCUGUGGUGUUACCUUAUAUGUGAUGCUCAUUGGGGCAUAUCCCUUUGAAGAUCCUGGUGAUCCAAGAAACUUCAGAAAAACAAUUGGGCGGAUACUUAGUGUCCAAUACUCAAUUCCGGAUUAUGUCAGAGUUUCCAUGGAAUGUAAACAUCUUCUAUCUCGAAUAUUUGUGGCUAACCCAGAAAAGAGAAUAACGAUCCCAGAAAUUAAAAUCCACCCAUGGUUCUUAAAGAACUUGCCUGUAGAACUCGCGGAAGGAGGAAGCUGGCAGAGCAAUGAUGUAAAUAAUCCAUCCCAGAGUGUUGAGGAAGUAUUGGCGAUAAUACAAGAGGCAGGUAAAACUCUUGAUUUGCCUAAGGCUGGUGGGCUUUUGCUUGGAGGCAGCAGCAUGGAUCUUGAUGACUUGGAUGGUGAUGCAGAUGUUGAAGAUAUAGAAAUGAGUGGUGAUUUUGUGUGCCCACUAUGAGUGGAAGUGUAAAUAUAGAUCUUGCUUUGUUGAGGUAUUGGAUCCACUAUUCCCUGUUGUAUAAUCUGUGGUUGACAUUUGGUAGAUAAAAAGGGUCCUUCAAGUGUCACUUGCAUUACUUACUUUUCAUAGUUUUCUCAUAAUAAUUUCUGUUACGUUCUGUUUUUUAUUUUAUUGCAAUGAAGUUGAAGGUCCUAUUGAAACCA
This is a messenger RNA of Quercus lobata, 1364 nucleotides long. RefSeq names its product Protein kinase superfamily protein (gene SNRK2-8). The transcript is spliced from 10 exons. The record is from RefSeq and is a predicted model, not a curated record. NCBI's taxonomy places the organism in Eukaryota, Viridiplantae, Streptophyta, Magnoliopsida, Fagales, Fagaceae. Gene Ontology annotation, molecular function: ATP binding; protein serine/threonine kinase activity. Gene Ontology annotation, biological process: protein phosphorylation. Bases 139 to 1158 code for a protein of 339 amino acids.